Messenger RNA from Dentiscutata heterogama, 126 nucleotides. The record is from the annotation of a GenBank genome assembly. NCBI's taxonomy places the organism in Eukaryota, Fungi, Glomeromycota, Glomeromycetes, Diversisporales, Gigasporaceae.
ACCGUUUAAUUGCAAAAUCCAAUAACACCAAUAAAAAACGAACUCUUCCCAUUAGUGAUGAAUCUGAAAAUGUGAAUAAUUCAUUAGAAAGUCAAUUAGAAAGUCAAUUAGAAAGUCAAUUGGAAU